UACUUUUCUUGUCUUCUUUGUGGCCAACGUUUUGCCUGCAAUGUUUUGUUUGGUCGGUGGCGGUAAUAUACCGUCCAUACUAGUCUGAUAUUUGUUUGCCGUUGUACGUUUUUUUCUUAGUGUCUCGAUAUUUGCUGGUUUAGUUUUUUUCAUUGGUCGGAAUACUUUGUCAAUUCUCUCCCUUUUUCAUUGAUUUUUCUGAUUUUCGGGCCAAGUUGCAAGCGUACAUCUGCCCAACCUCGACAUAUGUGUACAACGCUAACUCGUGCAUUUUUCUUCCUCCACGACAGCCAGAAAAUGCGCCAAGAUGCCAUGUGCAACAGGGCGUAUGCGGCUUCACUUCCCGCUAUUCCUGCUAUGCCGCAGCAUCCCCUCGUAGCAGUGGGUUCUCAGCAGCAGCAGCAAAAGCGCGAUAGCAUGGAGCCCAUGGAACCUCGUCUUCCUGCUAGUACUGCUACGUCGCAGCCACUUCCACGCCCCAUGGCGGUAUCCUCGAGAACAGCAGCGCAGAAUGAGUCUGGAAAAGAGAAGGACAAGGAAAAGGCAGCGAGCAAGAAGAAGGCUUUCUUCAAGCGCAUCUGGCAUGGUCUUCGCCGCAAGUAAAAAGGAUACUGUUGUUCUAGACCCAAUUGUCUAGACCCUUCUGUUUAUCCUUAUUCUUACUGCUUCGAUUUCCCUUCCCUUUUGUUGAGUACUGCCCCCUCCCAGGCCGUUCGAGACCCUUUCCCCUCGAGUAUCAAACAACGCGAUACUUGUAUCUUUCUUCCCCGCCCUGCGCCGCCCCCAAAGCAAUAAUCCCUCCCAAGAUUUGGAAUAUUAGCGGAAACUGGUCCUCUUUUCUUCUCUCCAUGUCGUGGAUUUUUUUUUCUCCUCGUGAAAAGGGGGGUCUAGAUGCUCGUCGCU
Molecule: messenger RNA, 903 nt
Organism: Exserohilum turcica Et28A
Lineage: Eukaryota; Fungi; Ascomycota; Dothideomycetes; Pleosporales; Pleosporaceae
Exons: 1
Coding region: 298-603 (101 amino acids)
Source: RefSeq, a predicted model, not a curated record